This is a messenger RNA of Belonocnema kinseyi, 2019 nucleotides long. RefSeq names its product lipoamide acyltransferase component of branched-chain alpha-keto acid dehydrogenase complex, mitochondrial (gene Dbct). Gene Ontology annotation, cellular component: mitochondrion; cytoplasm. The coding region runs from base 625 to 1932 and encodes 435 amino acids. Gene Ontology annotation, molecular function: lipoic acid binding; acetyltransferase activity. Lineage: Eukaryota; Metazoa; Arthropoda; Insecta; Hymenoptera; Cynipidae. The transcript has 5 exons. The record is from RefSeq and is a predicted model, not a curated record.
CAGAAAUAAAUAUAAAGCUUUUGUUUACUUGAUGACUAGACAUAAUUUACAAUAAUUCUUCUUUAUAUCAAAUUAUUGAAAGACGUAACAUAUUUCUAAUUUUCCCCAAAAUUAAAAUAUCAAUUUUACCGUCACUAAAUUCAAAACAUUGUUGAAAAAAUCAUUUGAAAAUAACCACGUGUUAUAAACAUGAUGUCGAAAGCAAUUCGGAUCUCAGUGAAUCUGUUAUCGCGGGUGUUAUUGACUCUCGCUUGCGCAAUGACGAAUUAAGUAGCAGCAUAAUAUCUUUGCUCUUGAAUAAACAUUCAUGUUCAGUAAGUUACUAAGUAGUCAAGUGAAAACAACGAACAAUGAGUUUCGUUUACCACCAUGAUCGCUAGACUAGAGCAUUGUUCAUUGCUUGAAGUUCACGUUGUUUCAUCAAUAAUAUAUCAGUAUUUGAGAUCUCGGUACGUCGUUUAAUCAUCACUCAUAACCAGAAAGAUAAGAAAUUCAUCGACCAAAUGGAUUUUGCAUACUGACUGCUUUCAAUUUCACUGUUAGUGAGGUCAAUUAUAUAUGCCAGUUAAUUCUCAGAAUGGAUAUUGGAUAUUUUGACCCGAAUCUUUUCUACAGUCUUUAAAAAUGCACCGAGCAGCUCGUUACGCUUUUCUUCAAAGUACCUCCACAAAAAGUUGUCGUUUCCUUAUUUUGUCUUCGUUUCGCCAAGGAAAAAUAGUACCCUAUAAAUUAACGGAUAUUGGCGAGGGGAUCCGAGAAGUCACAGUAAAAGAAUGGUUCGUGAAGCCUGGCGACAAAGUGUCCCAGUUCGAUAACAUUUGCGAAGUACAAAGCGAUAAAGCUUCUGUAACCAUUACGAGUCGUUACGAUGGUCUCGUUAAGGUUCUACAUUAUAAAAUUGACGACGUCGCUCUCGUCGGAAAUCCUUUGGUAGACAUAGAGCUCGAGGAGCAAUUGGACAAUGAGAUCAGCCAAGAAGAAAAUGCUCAAGAGCGUCAUCCUCAGGAGAAGCCGGAAAUGGAUCGAGCUUCGAUUUUUCCCAAAGACGUCGUGAUGAGUGGUGAAAACCUCUUAGGAAAGGUCCUAGCCACUCCUGCAGUGAGGAGGAUUGCUCUCGAAAAUAAUAUUAAUUUAAAGGACGUCACACCUACAGGAAGAGAUGGAAGAGUUUUGAAAGAAGACAUACUAGCUCACUUGAAAGGUCGCUUUGGAAAUGCUGAGGAGGAGAAAGAUAGCGGGAAAGUGGCUCCUGUCAAAGAAUACGCCAAGCACAUGUGGAAAACGAUGACAAAAGCUUUGAGUAUUCCGCAUUUCACAUACAGUGACGAUUGCGAUGUGACGAAACUGAUGCUCUUCAGGGAGGAAAUCAAAGGCGCUUUGAAAAGAGAAGGAAUUUCUUUAACUUACAUGCCUUUUUUCGUGAAAGCAGCUUCAAACGCCCUCGAGAAAUUCCCUCACCUAAAUGCUUGGCUCGACGAGGAAUCGCAGUCUGUAAAAAUGGUCGAACAGCACAAUAUAAGCAUCGCAAUGGAUACGCCUGAAGGUUUAGUCGUGCCAAAUAUAAAGAACGUCCAGAAUCUUAGUAUUGUGGAGAUUGCUAGAGAAUUGAACAGACUACAACAGCUUGGAAAAAAGUGUUCGCUCCCUCUCAGCGACAUCACCGGCGGAACUUUCUGCUUGUCCAAUAUUGGAACAAUUGGGGGAACAUACAUGAAACCAGUUAUUUUAUCACCCCAGGUUGCGAUAGGGGCAGUCGGAAAAAUACAAAAGUUACCCCGAUUUGGCGAAAGAGAUUCUGUGAUAGCUGUCAAUCUACUGUCAGUUAGCUGGUCUGCCGAUCACAGAGUUGUGGACGGCGUCACAGUGGCAAAGUUUUCCAAUAAAUGGAAGCACUACGUAGAAAAUCCACUUCUACUGGCAUUAGGAAUUUAAAUUUUUUAGUUAAUUAAAUAUUUUUGAUAAGAAUUCCUCCUAAUAAAGAUGUAUUUUUUAUAAAUGCAUUUUUAAUAAAGAUGAUUA